AUGGCUAAGGCACGUGUCAAGAAGCGCACCCAUCUCCGGGCUCAGAAUGCCUCGGCAGCAGCAUCUGGCAAAGGCUCCGCGUCUUCAAUGACCAAGGCCCCAAAGUCCAUGGUCAUUCGAGUUGGCGCUUCUCAAGUCGGUACUAGUGUUACCCAGCUGGUCAAGGAUGUUCGCCAGAUGAUGGAGCCCGAUACCGCUGUGCGAUUGAAGGAACGCAAAUCCAACCGACUCCGUGAUUACACCGUUAUGGCCGGCCCCCUCGGCGUUACCCAUUUGAUGCUCUUCUCCAAGUCCAAGACAGGCAACACAAACAUGCGUCUCGCUGUUACUCCCCGAGGACCGACCCUCCACUUCCAAGUCGAGAACUAUUCGCUCUGCAAGGACGUUGAGCGAUCAUUGAAGCGCCCACGCAGCGGUGGACAAGAUCACAAGACUCCACCAUUGCUCGUCAUGAACAAUUUCAAUUCGCCCAAUGCGACUGAGGACUCCAAAGUGCCGAAGCGCCUCGAAACCCUGACCACCACCAUCUUCCAAUCUCUCUUCCCUCCGAUCAAUCCCCAAGCCCAACCUCUUUCCUCUAUCCGCCGCGUCAUGCUUUUGAACAGAGAGCCCUCCGAGUCCGAUGAUGGCUCGUACAUCCUCAGCCUACGUCACUACGCCAUUGCCACCAAGAAGACCGGAGUGUCAAAACGCAUCCGUCGUUUGGAUCCUAAGGAAAUUCGCAACAGAGAUAAGAAGAAGACGGCCGUGCCCAAUCUCGGAAAGCUCGAAGAUGCCGCCGAUUAUCUGCUCGACCCUUCUGCCGCUGGGUAUACAUCUGCCAGUGAGACCGAGCUUGAUACUGACGCCGAGGUCGAAGUCGCGGAAAGCACGACCCGUAAGAUUCUCAACAAGCGGGAGGCGCAGCGUCAGAGGGCUGGAGAUAAGGCCGAGAAGAAGGCUACUGCCACUCCCGGUGUUGAAAAGCGUGCCGUUAAGCUGGUUGAGUUGGGUCCCCGCAUGAGGCUCCGCCUGAUGAAGGUCGAGGAGGGUGUCUGCGAGGGCAGAAUUAUGUGGCACGACUUUAUCACAAAGUCCGCGCAUGAGGUGAAGUCUCUUGACAAGAGUUGGGAGACUCGCCGCAAGCAGAAGGAGCAGCGAAAGAAGCAGCAGAAGGAAAAUAUCGAGAAAAAGAAGAAGGACAAGGCCAAGGCCAAGGCUAACGGGGAGGAAGUCGAUGAGGACGAGGACGAGGAUGAGGAUAUGGAUGAUGGUGAAUGGCUCAGCGACUUUGACGACGAUGAGGAUGGUGAGCCCGAGGAGGAUUCGGACGACUCUAUGGAGGAGUAA
Messenger RNA from Penicillium brasilianum, 1329 nucleotides. The record is from the annotation of a GenBank genome assembly. Lineage: Eukaryota; Fungi; Ascomycota; Eurotiomycetes; Eurotiales; Aspergillaceae.